Tyto alba (common barn owl) is the source of this 1427-nucleotide messenger RNA. RefSeq names its product G-patch domain containing 11 (gene GPATCH11). The transcript is spliced from 9 exons. Gene Ontology annotation, molecular function: nucleic acid binding. Gene Ontology annotation, cellular component: kinetochore. The record is from RefSeq and is a predicted model, not a curated record. The coding region runs from base 345 to 1115 and encodes 256 amino acids. Lineage: Eukaryota; Metazoa; Chordata; Aves; Strigiformes; Tytonidae.
GCGCGGGUCCUCGCGGCCGCCCCGCGCCCGGCUGUGGGCGAAGGCUCCGCGCGCUGGGGGCGUCGCGGCCGCUGGCGGCGGAGCCCGGAAAAAAAUAAACGCGCUGUGGGCGUGAAGCCUGGCGCGGGUGUCCCGGAGAGGGAGGGAGCGGCCCGGCCCGGCCGGUUCACGGGUUUUCGUCCGUCAGCCCCGUCCCGAGCGCGGCAGAGCGUGAGCGGCAAGUGUUCCUCCGUUUGAAAGCGGGUUCUGCAUUUCAGGUAACCCGCGGGAGAAAUAAAAUCCGUGAUCAAGCGUGUUGACGGUGUUUAUAGGAAAGGGGUCAGACCAGGGCAUGCGUACUAAACAUGGAGGAAGAUGAAGAGGAAGACUACAUGUCUGAUUUAUUUAUUAAACAGGAUGUAAGGCCAGGCUUGCCCAUGGUGAGGCGGAUGAAGGAAGCUAUUCAGAAAGAAGAAAAGCAAAAAGAAGCCAAUGAGAAGAACAGACAGAAGAGUAUAAAAGAAGAAGAAAAAGAGAGACGUGACUUGGUAUUGAAAAGUGCAUUGGGGAAUGAGAACAAAGGCUUUGCCUUGCUCCAGAAGAUGGGCUACAAGAGCGGCCAGGCCCUUGGCAAAAGCGGAGAGGGCAUUGUUGAACCUAUUCCUCUGAACAUAAAAACAGGCAGAAGUGGGCUUGGUCACGAGGAAUUAAAAAAGCGAAAAGCUGAAGAAAAACUAGAAAACUAUAGACAAAAACUCCAUAUGAAAAAGCAAGCAAAUGAACAAGCUGCAGAUCAGUUCAGAAUAAGAUUCAAAAACAAGCAAGAAGAACGUAAGAUGGAAGGAGACCUCCGAAAAAGCCAGAGGGCCUGCCAGCAAUUAGAUCUGCAAAAAGAUAUUGAUGUUCCCAAGGAGACUUGGUAUUGGCUAGCACCUGAAGAAGACGACAAAAAGGAUGAGGAAGACAAGGAAGAUGAAUGUACAAGCUCAGACUUAAGUGUAUCAGAAAAGCUGUACAUCCUGACUGCCUAUUUGAGAGAACACCACUUCUAUUGCAUUUGGUGUGGAACAACCUACGAAGACUCUGAAGAUUUAUCUUCAAACUGCCCUGGAGACACUGCUGCAGAUCAUGACUAAAGCCUUUCCAAAGGAGGGAGCCCUAGAUAAUUUUCCAGUGGCCCUUGUUCACAUAAUUCCAUUUGGAUGAAAAGACAGAUAACUUCUUGGCCUGACUCCUGCCUGCAAAAGAAAAUCGCAUACCAUACUGAAAUUGGCAAGAUAUACUUCAUCCCAAGCCAUCAAUGAUUCUCAUGUUCCUCUUCUAAUUAUUAUUAUUAUUAUUAUUAUUAUUAUUAUUAUUGGAGUUCCAAAGUCUGUAAAUCCCUUGAUUUUAAAAAAUGUCCUAGACCAAUUUGUACUAGAUAUAAAUAAAUAGAACUGCAAACCAAA